AUGGACUCUCCACCUGCGCUUGAGAUGCGGUUGCUGGUUGCCGAAGAUCGCGGGACAGGGCCCGAACGGUCCUUGAGCGGUACCUUCCCUGAUAGAGAGUCCAGACAGCUGCCCCAGGCAUCAGUCGAGUCGCAAUUUUGGAGUACUCCCAAAGCGUGCCUCGCAGCCUUGGUGGGGCCAUCGAAUCGUGUUUGUCUUGAAUCGCCCGCUGUCGUCAAGGUUCUUUAUCGCCCGGGGUCCAAUGCGCAAGGCUUGCCUUCAGAUGUGACUGCAGUUCAGGUUGAUAUUACCGAUGAGGAGACUCUGGUGGCUACUCUCCGGGAUGUCGAUAUUCUCAUGCUGAUAGAUGGCCAUUCUGCAAUCAAGUCCCAGCACAAUCCGAUCAGAGCCAUCCCAAAGACCAAAGUUCAAUUGUUUGUGCCUUCCGAUUUCGCCGUGAGAUACAGCGGGCAGGGACUAGGAAUUGAGCUCAUCAAUGACAAGAUCAAAGUGGAAGAGGCAGCGGAGAAGUCGGGUGUGCCGACAACAGUCGUGUUGACCGGCGACUUCGCGGAGUUUGCGUUUGAUAUACAAGCCAUGGGGGUGGAUCGUAGGCACGAUCGCAUCAUUCUUACGGGAAACAGUGCAUCGCAGCCACUGAAUCCCUGUACCCGUGAAUAUGUUGCAGCAGCCUUUGCGUCCAUCUUCAGCACCACGCCUAUACCCCAGCUUCAAAAUCGCACCCUCAGCUUGUCAGAACUAAGACCGUAUCUACAUAUCAAAUCUUGA
Molecule: messenger RNA, 768 nt
Organism: Aspergillus uvarum CBS 121591
Lineage: Eukaryota; Fungi; Ascomycota; Eurotiomycetes; Eurotiales; Aspergillaceae
Exons: 7
Coding region: 1-768 (255 amino acids)
Source: RefSeq, a predicted model, not a curated record